AUGGCGGCGCUCUACGCCUGCACCAAGUGCCACCAGCGCUUCCCCUUCGAGGCGCUCAGCCAGGGCCAGCAGCUCUGCAAGGAGUGCCGGAUUGCACAUCCCAUUGUUAAAUGCACUUACUGCAGGACCGAAUUCCAGCAGGAAAGCAAAACCAACACAAUAUGCAAGAAGUGUGCUCAGAACGUGAAGCUCUACGGAACACCAAAACCCUGCCAGUACUGCAACAUUAUAGCAGCAUUUAUUGGAAACAAGUGCCAGCGUUGCACAAACUCUGAAAAGAAGUACGGACCUCCGCACUCCUGCGAGCAGUGCAAGCAGCAGUGUGCGUUUGACCGGAAGGAUGAUAGAAAGAAGGUGGAUGGAAAGCUGCUAUGCUGGUUAUGCACGCUAUCCUAUAAACGAGUCCUACAGAAGACCAAAGAGCAGUGCAAACACUUGAGCAGCUCUUCCCGGGCAAGCCUGCAAGAGAAGGAACAGUACAGUAGGCUCAGCAGUGGCAGCCACUAUAACAGCCAGAAAACCUUAUCCACCUCUUCCAUUCAGAACGAAAUCCCAAAGAAGAAAGCCAAGUUUGAUGCCAUAUCUGCCAAUGGUGACAGUUUUUCUCCGGACCUCGCCCUGGACUCUCCUGGCACUGACCACUUUGUUAUCAUUGCCCAGCUGAAGGAGGAAGUGGCUACUUUAAAAAAGAUGCUGCACCAGAAAGAUCAGAUGAUUUUGGAGAAGGAGAAGAAGAUCACAGAGCUGAAAGCCGACCUGCAGUACCAGGAGUCACAGAUGAGGGCAAAGAUGAACCAAAUGGAGAAGACACACAAGGAGGUCAUGGAGCAGUUACAGGCCAAGAACAGAGAACUCCUGAAGCAAGCAGCUGCCCUAUCGAAGGGCAAAAAGCCUGAGAAGUCGGGAGCAAUAACCUCCCCUUAAAACCAAACCCCCAAUCUGGGAGCUUUCCCCAGCAUUAGCCAAGGAGUCUAGGAGGCCUGCCUGAUCGCUGGAAGCCAAAACCUCAGUGUUGUCACUAUCCCACUGCCGUGGACUCGAUGGAAACGCCUGGUGUGUGUUGCCUUUCGACAGCAUGCUUGAGCGUGUCUGGUUUCGAUCUCAGUUGAAUACCGGUCUGUAUCACGGUGAUCCACGGGGAGAGGUCCCAGCCAUCCUAAAUUCCCCCUGAAGUACUGCUUUCUGGAAGAAGUAUUUUUUCCUAACCAGUUACUACCACUGCCAGCCUUUUCUCUUAGCAAACGGGAACCUGCUGCGUUAGAGACUUCUUGCUGGUUCCCAAACUGCUGCUGUGAGGCAAUAGCCGUGGCCAGUUGUUAAGCAGAUAAGACGGGAGCUGCGUGUGGUAGGAGCUUGAUUUUUCUUGAACUGUUCCCUCUUCAAAAGGAAGCCGAUAAAUCACCAGCCCAACAGAUGUUACUGGAAGGUUGUGCCACUGCUGAGAACGGUUGAUCCAGCUUUUUGAAGAUGCUUCCAAAAUGGGGGCUAUGUAUUUAUCUUGGAAGU
Messenger RNA from Gavia stellata (red-throated loon), 1506 nucleotides. It is a transcript of the gene FAM76A, whose product is annotated as family with sequence similarity 76 member A. The transcript has 9 exons. Bases 1 to 924 code for a protein of 307 amino acids. Lineage: Eukaryota; Metazoa; Chordata; Aves; Gaviiformes; Gaviidae. The record is from RefSeq and is a predicted model, not a curated record.